UCUUCCCCAAUUCUUUCGUCGUCUUCUUCUCAUCCAUAGCUUCCGUAUUCAUCCGACGAGAGAAGAAGCAAAACUCGACUUUUCUCUGGGUUUUGAUCUUUUAGGGUUUCUUCGAAAUUGGAUGGAAACCUCAACCGCAGCUCAAGAUAAUUGUAAAGGACGAAGCUUUCGUUGUUUCCAUUGUAGCAGAAACUGUUGUCUCUAUUGCUGUUUCAGCUGAGAAUUCUCGAUUUCUCUCCUUCUCGUUUACUAUUUUUUGGCGGUAAUUGGGUUCUUUCUGGAUUUUGGGUAUGGAUCGUACUGCUCAAUCAGAUCUCUCUUUAGGAUUUGGUAGCUCCCACGCUUUGCCGAUACCUCCGAGAAUCCCAAUUGCUGAUGACUCAAUCAAGCUUCAGAUUGAUUCCAGUUUCCGCCAAUCGUCUAAUCCUAUGCCUCCUGUUCCGCUUCAGUUGCUUGAGCAGAGAUUCGAUGACACCGGAUCGCGUAGCCGAGUCGUCGAGGAAGAUGAUGACGCUGUUGGUGAUUAUGAUGAAGAUGGUGAUGAUGAUCAAAGGGAAGAGGAGCAAUUUAUUCUCUUGGGUCAUCCUAUGAAGUUAAAACGGUGUAGAGGUGGUAAUUCCAAUUCAAUGAUAUCAUCAAGUUCUUGUAAGAGAUUUGCAGCUGGUUCAGGGAUUGAGACUAGACGAGCUAUUGUUAAGGCUUGGGGUAAUCAGUCGAUUGAAGAAGCUGAUCCUGAGAUUCAUGAGUUUAUGGAAAAGGAAAAGCAGAGACAAUUUAGAGGUAUUGAGCUUAUAGCUUCUGAGAAUUUUGUGUGCCGGGCUGUCAUGGAAGCUUUAGGAAGCCAUUUGACUAAUAAGUACUCGGAAGGUAUGCCCGGAGCUAGAUACUACACGGGGAAUCAGUAUAUUGAUCAGAUUGAGAUUCUUUGCCAAGAGCGUGCGCUUACUGCUUUUGGACUAAAUCAUGAGAAAUGGGGGGUUAACGUGCAGCCUUAUUCCUGCACUUCCGCCAAUUUCGCUGUUUUCGCUGGUCUUUUGAUGCCCGGUGAACGAAUUAUGGGAUUGGAUUCUCCCUCAGGUGGUCAUAUGAGUCACGGGUAUUACACACCAGGUGGAAAGAAAGUCUCGGGUGCCUCUAUAUUCUUUGAAAGCUUUCCAUAUAAGGUUGACCCUCGUACAGGGUAUAUUGAUUAUGAUAAGCUUGAGGAAAAGGCGCUUGACUAUCGUCCCAAAAUACUUAUUUGUGGUGGGAGUUCUUAUCCGAGAGACUGGGAAUUCCCUAGGUUUAGGCAUAUUGCAGACAAAUGUGGAGCUGUUUUGAUGUUUGAUAUGGCCCAAAUUAGCGGUCUUGUGGCUGCCAAGGAAAGUCCAAAUCCAUUUGACUAUUGCGAUAUUGUUACCUCAACGACACACAAGUCUCUCCGUGGACCUAGGGGCGGUAUCAUAUUUUAUAGGAGAGGCUUGAAGCCCAAGAAGCAAAGCAUGAAUCCUAGUCACUGUGAGAGCAGUACUCAAUAUGAUUACGAAGAAAAAAUCAACUUUUCUGUCUUUCCAUCGCUGCAAGGAGGGCCUCACAAUAACCAUAUAGCUGCUUUAGCCAUUGCCCUCAAGCAGGCCGCUUCACCAGAGUACAAGCUUUACAUGCGACAGGUAAAAAAAAAUGCUAAAGCUUUAGCAUCUGCUUUGAUAAGCAGAAAGUGCAAGUUGGUAACAGGUGGCACCGAUAAUCAUUUGCUUCUCUGGGAUCUGAGUCCUUUGGGCUUGACAGGCAAGGUGUAUGAGAAAGUAUGCGAGAUGUGCCAUAUCACUGUCAACAAAGUCGCCAUUUUUAACGAAAACGGCGUUAUUUCCCCUGGAGGAGUGAGAAUAGGUAGUCCGGCUAUGACCUCAAGAGGAUGUUUAGAACCAGAUUUUGAGACAAUGGCAGAGUUUCUAUAUAGAGCUGCUCAGAUAGCAAGUGCUGGACAAAGGGAACACGGGAAGUUGCAAAAGGAGCCACUCAAAAGCAUCUAUCACAGUAAAGACAUUGCAGAUCUUCGGAACCAGGUGGAAGCCUUUGCAACUCAGUUUUCAAUGCCUGCAUUUGACAUGUGAGUCGUCAGCCUGAAGAAAGAGACCAGCUCAAUCUCUCUUCUCAUUAUUUUUGUUGCCAUGGUAAUCCAAGUCCAUACACCCAUCUCUCUAUUUUACAAUGUCAACAACAUUCCCUACAUUUAUGCUAAACACUUUAGAUCAA
Messenger RNA from Capsella rubella, 2235 nucleotides. Its product is annotated as serine hydroxymethyltransferase 6. Bases 291 to 2093 code for a protein of 600 amino acids. Gene Ontology annotation, biological process: folic acid metabolic process; tetrahydrofolate interconversion; L-serine catabolic process. The transcript has 4 exons. The record is from RefSeq and is a predicted model, not a curated record. Gene Ontology annotation, molecular function: cobalt ion binding; zinc ion binding; pyridoxal phosphate binding. Gene Ontology annotation, cellular component: cytoplasm. NCBI's taxonomy places the organism in Eukaryota, Viridiplantae, Streptophyta, Magnoliopsida, Brassicales, Brassicaceae.